Physcomitrium patens is the source of this 2643-nucleotide messenger RNA. RefSeq lists its product as uncharacterized. Gene Ontology annotation, biological process: regulation of DNA-templated transcription. Gene Ontology annotation, cellular component: nucleus. The record is from RefSeq and is a predicted model, not a curated record. NCBI's taxonomy places the organism in Eukaryota, Viridiplantae, Streptophyta, Bryopsida, Funariales, Funariaceae.
GAAAGUAGGGGCACUAUUACAAGAAGUAGGAGCACCCUGCAUUGGAUUCCAGUGAUGGACCCAGAACCCAAUCUCCCCAGUCCCACUGCCCGUAACUUGCAGUACGAUUUCUGUUCUGUUCAUUCAUCAUGAUACAUUCGGGAGCCUGUUUUCAAAUGGGCCCCCGCCCAGUUAGCCUCGUUGCGUCACGGGUAGCCGUUAAAAGCAUUUGCCCCACCAAUAUUUUGGAUCCGAAGUCCCCAAGGCCGCAUACCGACAUUUGGAUUGUACCAAUGCGAUCUGUUAACAAUAAGGGAUGUGAGAUCCCAAGGUGUAGGGUUUCACAUCUGAAUGCGAAACACGCAUGCCUGAUAGGCCCAGUCGCGAGUUGCGAGUGUCGCAUCAGCAUUUCUAUUUGAAUUCUCCCGAUAUUUACGGAUUGGAUACAUGUAGUCAUUGUUUCUGCAACUGACUUGCGUAUGUUUGUACAGGCAGAGGCUUUCGCGAGUUUUCUUCGCUUCCGUGGGUUGUGUACACACUUUUGUGCAUUCUCGUAGUGGUUUUCGAUUGGACCGUAUUGCCGGUGGCUAUAAUGGCGGGGGCCGAUUCUUGUAUGCAGACGUGAACUGGUUUACCGGAGUUUUCAGUUGUCGUGUUAUCUGAGUCUUUGAGUGCGCAUGGUGGAGUUUCAAGAGAAGGUGGCUGGUGAGGACUUGUGAAGGAAGCAGGGAUGGGGAUGAAGAGAGGGCGAGAAGACGGCUCGGAUGGCGCGGAGGGAGAGAUAGAGUAUGAGAAGCUGCGGAAUGCAAGACUAGCGGAGAAUCAGAAGCGCAUGGAGGAGCUGGGUCUCUUGAACCUUUCCAAGUGUCUUCGAGAGAGUGUUCGUUCCCCUGCCUCUAGCCGCGCUUCCAGCCGGUCCCCUUCCUCGAUUCCUCGCCUCAGCACGCCUGCUGGUCCAGCUCGACGCUCUUCUCGGUUGUCUGGAUCUCCUGUUAUUUCAUACGCCGAGAAUGUAAGAACUGCUAGUGAAGGGAAAGGGAAGAUAAGUCGCCGCGCAAGUCAGGCAGGCACAGGUGGCUACCAGCCUGAAAUCUACACCGAAGAGGACGAGAAUCUCUUGGGCGAUUUCAAGGAGGAGUGGCAACUCUUUGUUGAUGGAUAUGAUGCAAAAGGCGUUCGCAUUUACGAUCCAGUCCGUGGGAAGACUUGUCAUCAGUGCCGGCAAAAGACAAUGGGGCAUCGGACAUCAUGCAGCAACUGUCAGUCGCUCCAUGGCCAAUUUUGUGGCGAUUGUCUCUACAUGAGGUAUGGAGAGAAUGUCUUGGAGGCCAACCAAAAUCCGGUGUGGGAGUGUCCUGUUUGCAGAAACAUCUGCAACUGUAGCUUUUGUCGCCUCAAACGAGGCUGGACCCCGACUGGAUCCCUUUACCGAAAGAUUAAAAGCCUGGGUUAUAAGUCAGUAGCUCAUUAUCUCAUCCUCACCCGUCGUGGUGAUAAUGAAGAGAGAGCAGGGGUUGAAGUACCAUCUAAAAGUGCCGGUCUGAUGGAGAAGGCAACAGAUCUGGAUGGUGAGACAGUGGCCUCUCUGGAGCCGAUAACUGAGAACGCUGCGAAGCCAUGCCUUGAAGCGCCUGAGCCAGUUGUAGAGAAGCCAGGCUCUCUAAAAAGGGGUCAGGAGGCCAUCAAGACCAAUGCUUUAUCUUCUGUAUGGCGUUCUAGACGUGCAGGGUCCAUUACUUCGAAAGGUGUAAAGGAAACCAUAGUUAAGGGCACGAAUGUCAUUGAAGUUAGUGAAAAGUCAGAGAGCGCGGAAACAACAGCGUCUGUUGAUUCACAAAAAGAGCACGAGGCAGAGCAGCCCCAGGAGGAGUCUAAGAAGCCUGGUCGCGGCAGACCUCGCAAAACCUUGCCGACAUCAGGAAAAGGGUCUUUUUACGGUACUGCACCUAGACGGAGGGUUGCAGCAAAGCCUGAGCCUGAUUUGAACUCCACAUAUGUUAAGGAAGAGCAGGAAGUACUUACAUUGGAUUCUGACACUGAGGAUUCAAGCUGUGACUUAAAAGGCGGCAAUAUGGUGCCUAUUGCACAUAGGUUACGAAGAAGACAUGUAUGCUAAACUGGAAGCUGUGAUCUUCGUGGGCAGUGGAGCAGUUGCAAAUAUCUACCACGUGAGUAUACUGCUUUGCCUACUGUGACCAAAGAACUUAUGCGAAAUUGACUGGUAGAUUGCAUCAUUGUGAAGUUGAAAUGGAGUUGAAGAGGGGUCUCACUGUCUCUUCAUGACCCUCCAAAUGAGAAAAAUGAAGUGACUUGGAUCUGAAUAUUAACUUUUUGUCUGCCACAUCCUGAAUAGUAUGGAUGUAGGUAUCAAUUGGUAAUGUGUCGGCUGCUUUAGGAGUGUAGGGACUCAACCUAUUAUUAUGAGAGUAAUGUCUCUCGUAGAUUUGCUAAAAUUGUCAUUAAACAAGCUGUCAGUGCAAUGCCACGUGUUCUUGGAGAAGCCUUCAAGAGGGUUGUAAAUAUGUUUUCACUCGCUAACCACGAGUAAAGCCGGAGACAUUUUGUCAAAAUGGCGUUACGCUGUCACGUAGAAAAUGAUGUUCACCACUGGACUAAUGAUGUGAGUGGUUAACAACACUACGAUCAUCGUAUUGUUUUUUGAAA